UAGAGAGAACUAAACCUAAAUUAUCUCUUUUAAAUUUCAAAACAAACUGCAAAAAAUACAUCAAGAACAGCAUUCGGUGUGCGCGGUGCGGUGUGUCGUACAUGGUUGAUGUCACAAACAAUGUUGUUGACACAACACAAACACAAACCAAAGUACAGUUCCCCGACAACAACACAAACAUGAAGAAGGGUUCAGCUGCUAUACUCUAUCAUUACCCUUGUCCUGAUGGAGUUUUUGCCGCUCUUGCCGCACACCUUUACUUCAAAGCCACUUCCUUACUCUCUCCUCUUUUCUUUCCCAACACUGUCUAUUCUCCUCUCAGAGCUGAAGACCUUCCAUUGAAUGAAAUUGAUGAUCUUUAUCUUCUUGAUUUUGUUGGGCCACCUGGAUUUGUUCAGGAAAUCUCCACCAAAGUUCCAAGAGUGAUUAUUUUGGACCAUCACAAAACUGCCUUUGAGAGCCUUUGUCGUGAUGAUCCUUCACUUGGCGAGAAUGUAUUUAAGGUUAUUGAUAUGGAGAGGAGUGGAGCUACUAUUGCUUUUGAUUACUUCAAAGAAAAGCUACUGAAUCCUGAUGUUGGUGUUGUGGUGAACCAACCUUCGGUGCUUGGUGAAUACGAGCGUGCGAGGCAACUUUAUCAUUACAUCGAAGAUGUGGAUCUUUGGAGGUGGAGACUUCCGAAUAGCAAAGCUUUUAGCAGUGGUUUGAAGGAUAUGAAGAUUGAGUUUGAUGCUCAGAUAAACCCUUCCUUGUUUGACCAGUUGCUUUCGUUGGAUUUGGACACUGUCAUUAGUCAAGGCAUGGUGAGCUUGUCGCAUAAGCAAAAAUUAAUUGAUGACUGUCUAAGUGAAUCAUAUGAAAUUGCCCUUGGAAACGGUGAACAUGGUCGCUGCCUGGCUGUUAAUGCAGAUGUUGCUCUCUCAGAGUUAAGGAGUGAACUAGGACAUCAAUUAGCUACUAAAAGCCAGAAUAUGAAAUUGAGGGGUAUUGGAGCUGUUGUAUACAAUGUUCCAGAGCUUGAAAAUGACCAGAAGCUAAAAAUAAGUCUAAGGAGUGUAGACAAUGAAGAUACAACUCCUAUCUCUCAGGCAUUUGGAGGUGGUGGACAUCGAAACGCGAGCUCGUUCAUGUUAAAGUCCGAAGAUUUUGAGCAAUGGAAGGUGUGAUCUGAUGUUAAAUUUCUCUUGACAUGGAGAUAUCAAAGAGUUUACACUUGAAUCUUGAACUUUUACUUUAUUAAGCCAUGUUAUUGUUUUGGUAGUUCUUUGUAACUGUAUUAUACAAUUUUUUUGUACUAUUUUUUGUAGGUUCUGUUUUCAAUAAAAAUUAAAUCAUUUUACAGUAAA
Medicago truncatula (barrel medic) is the source of this 1346-nucleotide messenger RNA. RefSeq lists its product as uncharacterized. The transcript is spliced from 7 exons. The record is from RefSeq and is a predicted model, not a curated record. NCBI's taxonomy places the organism in Eukaryota, Viridiplantae, Streptophyta, Magnoliopsida, Fabales, Fabaceae. Bases 102 to 1166 code for a protein of 354 amino acids.